ACUGAAAAGCCAACUCAGCUUCCAGUUUAUAGUUUAUUUUGUCAGUAAACCAAUACAAAUUUGUUAUUAAUAAUGAGCAGAUCACAACAAAACGAUGACGACGUCAACUCGGCGCUGUUCGAUGCACGCAAUGAGUAUUACAUUGGCAAUUUCAUGGGCUCCAUAAACUUUGUACUGCCGGAGCAGGGCACGGCAGGUGCCGAGCUGCUGUCCUACAUGUAUUUGUCAUAUUUGGCCAUCGAUUCGGGUCGCAUUAUAGCCUCGGACAUCAAGGAGAAUAACACGACACCGCUGCUAGCGCUGCGUCUAGUGCACGAAGCCUUCGAACAGCCUUCACGCACCGAGGAGCUGCUGGAGAAGCUCACCGACAAGGUGGCCAGCGAUGAGGAUGAGACGAACAUUUGGCACAUCGCCACAGCCAUUGUCUAUUGCUACGACGGACAGUUUGAGAAUGCCUUGAAGAUACUGCAUGGCUCCAAUAAUCUCGAAUCAAUGGCAUUGUCGGUUCAAUGUCUGUUGCGCUUGCAGCGUGUGGAUCUGGCCAAGCAGCUAGUGGCCAAAAUGCAGGAGAUAAGCGAUGAUGCGACACUAACACAGCUGGCACAGGCUUGGGUUGCCCUGGCACAGGGUACCGAGCAAAUGCAGGACGCAUUCCAUAUCUAUCAAGAGUUCUGUGAGAAGUUUAAGCCCACGCCGGCGCUACUAAACGGACAGGCAGUAGUGCACUUGGGCCUGGAACGUUACGAGGAGGCCGAAGCUGUGCUGCGCGAGUCGCUUACCAAAAAGCACAAUGACUACGAUACCCUAAUCAAUAUGAUGGUACUUUCACACUUGACGGGAAAAUCAACGGAAACGAUUACACGCUACUGGGAGCAGCUGAGACAAUUCUAUCCGAAGAGCGAUUUUGUCGUCGAUCUGGACAAGAAAUCCGCCGAGUUCGACAGGCUCUGCUUGGAGUACGAGCCGAGCAGCGAGCAGCUGCUUGCAGUCUAAGCAAAAUCAUUUCCAAAAUAGUACAUUCAUGUAUAAAACUUUAUAUGUAUAUGCAUUAAACUACAUUACAAAUUUA
This is a messenger RNA of Drosophila novamexicana, 1069 nucleotides long. RefSeq names its product coatomer subunit epsilon (gene epsilonCOP). Gene Ontology annotation, cellular component: COPI vesicle coat. Gene Ontology annotation, biological process: intra-Golgi vesicle-mediated transport; retrograde vesicle-mediated transport, Golgi to endoplasmic reticulum; endoplasmic reticulum to Golgi vesicle-mediated transport. Gene Ontology annotation, molecular function: structural molecule activity; protein binding. The transcript has a single exon. The coding region runs from base 73 to 993 and encodes 306 amino acids. Lineage: Eukaryota; Metazoa; Arthropoda; Insecta; Diptera; Drosophilidae. The record is from RefSeq and is a predicted model, not a curated record.